Messenger RNA from Periophthalmus magnuspinnatus, 1871 nucleotides. It is a transcript of the gene tmem150b, whose product is annotated as transmembrane protein 150B. The transcript is spliced from 6 exons. Lineage: Eukaryota; Metazoa; Chordata; Actinopteri; Gobiiformes; Gobiidae. The coding region runs from base 1 to 720 and encodes 239 amino acids. The record is from RefSeq and is a predicted model, not a curated record.
AUGUGGCUGUGGGCGCUGCUUCCUCUGAGUCUCGCUGUGUUUGGCAUUGCUGGGAUUUGGAUUGUAUACGUGAUAUCGGUAUCGAAUGGCACCGUCAACAUCACAGAACGAUUCCCGUACAUCAGUGAGUGUGGCAGUUACACACCUCAGAGUACUAUCUUCUCUCAGUACUGCAACAUCUGCACGAUCAUAGGCCUGUGGAUCGUGUUUGUUCGUUUCCAGCAGGUCCGGGACUACGGGGACCAUGGGAAGGCCAAUACUCUGGGUGUGAUUUUGGGAUUCGUCUCGUGCGCUGGAGUCUCAGUUCUUGGGAAUUUCCAGCAGUCUGUCCAGAGGAUGGUCCACCUGGUGGGGGCCUUCACCGCCUUCAUCGUGGGUCUGCUUUACUUCUGGGUGCAGCUGUUUCUAACGUACAGAGUCCAGCCCUCGUACGACCGGCACUGGGUCGGUCCCACCAGGGCCCUGUGCUGCUGCCUCUGCACCGUCCUCUGUGUCACCAUGGUGGCGCUGGCGAACACGGGUCACCGCUCGGCCGCCGCCGCGUGCGAGUGGGCCCUGGUCAUGCUCUUCUUCUGCCUCUUCGGUCUUUUUGGAGCAGAGUUCAGACACGUCGACUGUCACCGUCUCACCGUCCAGAGACACGUCCUGAAGACACAGAGGACGUCCCUGUGCGUCGUGUCCAACCACCACCUCGCCACGGUCCAGAACACUCCAGUCUGAGCAGUUUGAGAAGGUGGAGUGUGGAUUUUUGGGGAAGUACUUUCUGUUUUUAUUGAUAUUUGUCAAGUGAGGCCAUCAAGACGCUAACUGAAGGCACUGCUCUGUCUGAAACUCUGUAUUUAAGACAUUUUCUGAGCUUUGUUUUAACACAGUCACCAGUUUUACAGUCACACUCAUCUUUUUGUAGAAAAUCUUAACAGGAUGUCGCUGAACUCUUGUAAUUUGUUGUUUAAAUCCAUUUUGUAUUUUGUAUUUUCUUACACACAAAAGGACAAACUUUAAUUUAUUUAAAAAAGUACUGUACAAAACAUGACCUCAGUUGUAUCAUAACUCAUGUAUUUCAAAUUAUUCAACUUGUGUUUAUGAUUAUGCAGUUUUAUUACACGAAACAACCUCAAAUGUAUUUAUUUAAACACAAGGUGGCGCCAUUCCUCUGCGCUAAAGAGCUUAGAAUAGAAACACAGUGCAAAGUUAUUCAGAGUGAAAAUGUGUGUGUUUUCUGCAGAAUGUCACAGGAGGAUGGAGCUGUAAAAUAUGCUCUUUAAAACAUUAACAGUAACAGAAGUAAAAUAAAUAAAUACUUUCCUAGUCCAGUUAAUUCCUGAAGUAACGGCAAAACUUCAUCACUUCUACAUGAUGUAAAGUCUGAUAAAAUAUUUAGCGUUGAGCGUUUAUGAGAUUACCUUACACAGACUCCAAAUGUGCAAUUUAACUAAACACACACACACACUCAUGACAAAGUACACACAUGCAUCAACAGUAAACAGAUGUACACAAAAACGCAGCAAAUACUUUUCCAACAUGAAGCUUGAGGUGAUGAAUGUGCCAGAUGGAAGGUACAAAAAAAUGAAAGUGCAACUGCAAACGUGCAGUAUGUAACUUUUCAGGAGAGUGUACACCUGCUUUUACUACGACGUGCACUGAGCAAUAAUUAAGCCAGAACAUAUGUGUCAAACUCAAGGCCCCCGGGCUAAAUGCGGCCCUCCACGUCAUUUUAUGUGGCCCACAACAAGAUAAACUGACAUUUUAAGACAGUCAAGACAGUUAAUUUAUCUGGAGAUACAGUUGUACAACCAUUUUUGUUACAUCUAUGGAAAUGUAUGUGUGAUAUUUGUAACAUGAAUAAGAAAUAAACACAGAGAUAGUUAAUG